AUGACAGUGCCCAAACUUCCAUCUGACUUUCCGAAACCAAUCCAAAUCAACCUACCCAUUUCUCAUGCUGGCGCGUUUGUGUUUGGGUUGAAUAUGGCGAGUUGCCCAGCCAGCGUCUUAUUAAAGGGCGUGAAGGCUAUCUCAACGUUGACCCUCUCUGGACUAUUUCCUCUUCCUCCCUCGUCCGGUGCCAUUCUUCAGAAAGAUACUGUCAAUCUUCCACUAGAUGGACUCUCGAUCUUGACUGUUGUGUCGAAAUGGAUAGGUCCAAUGCCCGAGUGGAAGAAUCACCUCGCUGAGGCCAAAGAUCGCGGGUACACCAUGUUGCACUAUACCCCCUUGCAAGAACGUGGGGAAAGCGACAGCGCUUACUCGAUUCGUGAUCAACUCAAAUAUGACCCCAGCACGUUUGACGGAAAGCGACGAGCCGAUGGAGGUAAAGAGAAGGUAGAUGCAAUUCUCAGGGUUGCUCAAGAGGAUUAUGGAUUACUCAGUCUGACAGACAUCGUAUUAAAUCACACUGCAAACGAUAGUCCUUGGCUAGUGGACCAUCCUGAAUCUGGUUCGACGCUCUUUUCCUUACGUUUCCCACCUGCGUUGCUGGGAAUCAACAGUCUCAUUCGUGAAAGCUACACUGGUUGGGAUGCUAAAGAGUACUCAAGGUUGUUGUAUCGUCACGGAGUAGGUAAACCUGUUGGCUCUAUGGAUGAAGCAUGUUUGACCAGCACCGAGAAGAUACCGUCGCCUACAGGCAAGGGUCCAUUACGCAAGGCGGUCGUCACACCAUUGAAUGCCUCGAUGCCUCAUGGAUUUUUAUACGACCUGACGCACGAUAACUAUUCUCCACUUCACAAACGGUCAGCAGAAGACGCACUUUCUACCGGGCCUCUAGUUACUUUCAACUACUCAGCUAUAGGGUCUGUCAAAGGGUUCGACGAUCUCUAUCCUAAACUUCUGAACCUAGUUGGCGAGAAGAGGAAAUAUGAGGUGACCGGCUUGCAAGAAGAGAGUGGUAUAGCGCGCGUCAAACGUCUCUUGAAUUCCCUCCACCUUGAAAUGGUUUUAGGAGGCAUGGGGAAGGACAUGUCCACCAAGAGAACAAUAAUCAAUUUUGACCUGUCUCCUUCUAGGUUCGCUAAAAACACCAAAGACCGCGGAUACGUCUCUCCUAUAAAACUUAUCGAUAUUACCUCCUACGAUGUUCCGGUGGAUGCGAAGACGCUUAAAGGACUUCCUCGUAAACUUGUUGAAAUGAGCCCCGUGGUGGUUCCUCACGGCUUGACGAUGAAAUCCCAUCAUGGUGCUUCGCUAGAGGAGUUUGUGGUAUCAAACUCCCAGGAGGUUUUCGCCAAUCUAGGAUUGGUAGAGCUCAAUGUUGUUCUUUAUCGCGCCAAUGGUGAAGAACGUGAUGCAACGAACGGUCAAUUUGGAGUGUAUGACGUACCCAGCCUCAGUCGCAGGUCCUUAUAUUGUGGAUUGGAGGGCUGGAUACAUCCUCUAGUUCGCCACAUCAUGCGCAAUAAUGACCUCGGUCAUCCGCUCCAAGCAGACGAUUUGCCCAAUCGCAAGAACGUAGCUCAGUGGUUCAAGGAUCGCUUCGACCGCAUCAAAGCUACUGCCCUGCUCUUCUUGCGUCCCCAGUAUUUUGCACUUGUCAUCUCAGAAGCGUACAAGCUGCUCGUCGCUCUGUCGUCGAACAAUGCUCUGCAUCAAACUGACUGUUUCGCAUGCUUCCGGUCAGUUUGUGUGAAGUAA
Messenger RNA from Lentinula edodes (shiitake mushroom), 1755 nucleotides. Its product is annotated as glucanotransferase domain of glycogen debranching enzyme-domain-containing protein. Gene Ontology annotation, molecular function: 4-alpha-glucanotransferase activity; amylo-alpha-1,6-glucosidase activity. The transcript is spliced from 10 exons. Gene Ontology annotation, biological process: glycogen catabolic process. NCBI's taxonomy places the organism in Eukaryota, Fungi, Basidiomycota, Agaricomycetes, Agaricales, Omphalotaceae. The coding region runs from base 1 to 1755 and encodes 584 amino acids. The record is from RefSeq and is a predicted model, not a curated record.